AGGAAUGGCGCUCGGCGCGGUAUUUUGAACAAUCGCCUUUUUUUUCUCCUUCUCCUCGUUUUGUCUCGGAAAAGAAGCUUUGCUCGGCGUCACAAAAACUCUGGGGGAUCAAAAGAAAGCUGAGACUCUGCCAGCAUGGAUGUGGUGUCACCAGAGCUCAACAGCCUCCUUCCUGAUGAGAUCAUGGACACCGAGGCCAUAGAAGAUGUCGCUCAGCCCCAACCCGCCGACGACACGUCAGUCCCCAUGGAGACGGACACACCGAUGGCCUCGGAAAGUUUGACCCUCUGCUCGGACGCCGCUCCAGCAUAUCACACUCAGGCUCUGACCGCCUCCACGGACUCCACACACAGCGUCACCGCCGGAGGUCAGCUUCCCAUCUCUAUUUCGAGCGCGCCGUCGCCUCUUCUCACCCUCAAACCGGCCUUGGCCACAUCAACAACAACGACCAAAACCACAGACAGCGUGACGGGGACGAGCAUCACCACGAGCGGCUUACAGAAGCUCACGGCUCCCUUCACCAUCUCCGCCGCCAACCAUCAGAUCAUUCUCAACAAGGUGGCGUCAUCUCAAGCCAGCGAGGCGGCGAAAUCUGCCGGCAACGCGCCGCAAGUCAUCAAGCAUGAAGGACAGAAACUUUUGGUGACGGCGAUCGGGAAGUCGGGGCAGCCGAUCGUGCUGCAGCUGCCGCACACCGGCAACAAGCCCGGCAUCGCACAGACUUCAGGAGACGCCAAAUCGCCGACGCCGCAGUUUAAAGUUGUGACCAUCGGCGGGAGGUCGGAGCUGAAGCCGGUGGUGGGGAGCGUCGGCAAUCAGCUGACCACGUUACAGGCUCAGCAGCUGAAGACUGUGCAGAUCGCGAAGAAAACGCCGACAUCCUCAGCUGCACCGAUCAAAUUCAUCAUCACGAAAACGGUUAACAGUAAAGGUCUGAGCCCUCAGACGUCAGUGAGUCCCAUCAUAGCAGGUCGAGUCCUGACCCAGAACUCUCAGGUGAUGCCUCCGAGGACCAUCACUCUGUCGGAGCCUCACAACACUACGAUACAGAGUCUCCCCGGCAAAAAGAUCGCCAUCUCGCCCCUGAAGACCCCCAGCAAAGUGACCGUUGUGUCCGUGGCGUCGCCGACCUCCAACGCCUCUCAGAAGUCCGUAGCGUUGCCCGUUAACGUAGCACUCGGCCAGCAGAUCCUCACAGUCCAGCAGUCCACAUCUGGAUCUCCGGUCAAGGUGGCAACGAGCCAGACCGCCGCACAGGGUAUGAAACCGGUGCAGUCUGUAGCGGUGGGAGGAAUGGGCGGCUCCCAGUUCAAGACCAUCAUCCCUCUGGCCACGCAGCCCAACGUGCAGCAGAUUCAGGUCCCAGGAAGCCGCUUCCACUACGUCCGCCUGGUCACAGCGACCACCGCCAGCAGCACGGGACAACCCAGCGGUCCCAGCACCAGCUCCUUACAGACAGCUAAACCGAUGGUGGUGAGUACAGGAGCAGUGAGGAUGUCUGUCCCAAUCGUCCCGGCACAGACCAUUAAACAGGUGGUUCCUAAACCUUUAACAUCAGCAACACAAGUCGUCACCACCAAUCAGACCCAGCAGCGCCUCAUCAUGCCCGCGACGCCGCUACCGCAGAUCCAGCCCAACUUCACCAACCUGCCUCCAGGAACCGUCCUGGCGCCGGCUCCCGGAGGCGGGAACGUUGGCUACGCGGUGGUUCCAGCACAAUAUGUCACACAGCUCCAGCAGUCGCCGUUCGUGACCCUCGCCAGCAGCUCUGGUUUCCCCCCGUCCACUGGUAUCCAGACUCAGGCCAGAUUACCGCUCAACGGAUUGUCAACGGCAGAAUCGACGUCACGACCGAGAAAACCCUGCAACUGCACCAAGUCACAGUGUCUCAAACUAUACUGCGACUGCUUUGCAAACGGAGAGUUCUGCAAUAAUUGUAACUGUAAUAACUGUUUCAAUAACCUGGAACAUGAAACCGAACGUCUCAAAGCUAUAAAGACGUGUUUGGACCGAAAUCCAGAAGCCUUCAAACCUAAAAUCGGUAAAGGUAAAGAAGGCGAGUCGGACCGGCGACACAGUAAAGGUUGUAACUGCAAACGAUCGGGCUGCCUGAAGAACUACUGCGAAUGCUACGAGGCGAAGAUCAUGUGCUCGUCCAUCUGUAAGUGCAUCGGCUGUAAGAACUUUGAAGAGAGUCCGGAGAGGAAGACGCUGAUGCAUUUGGCCGACGCGGCGGAAGUGAGAGUCCAGCAGCAGACGGCGGCUAAAACCAAACUGUCGUCGCAGAUCUCAGACCUGCUGAUGAGGACGACGCCGGUUAUUUCAAGUGGAAGUGGGAGGCUUCCGUACACGUUCGUGACGAAGGAGGUGCUCGAGGCGACGUGCGAGUGUCUGCUGGAACAGGCGAAGAAGGCGGAGCACGCCCAUCAGCCUCAGGUGGAGGCGGAGCGGAUGAUCCUGGAGGAGUUCGGACACUGCCUCAUGAGGAUAAUCAGCUCGGCGGGGAAAGCCAAAGCGGACUGCGCCUCCAUCAACUGCUAAAGCUGAGCGGAGCACGCUGCUACUCUGGUGCUCUGGUUCUCCCCGCCACACACCCUCCUUAAAAAAAUAAACCCACCCGCCAACCAGCAACUUAUUGCAGGACGUGGGGGGCGAAAAAGAGAGAGAGAGGGAGAGUCAUGGAUUACUCUGCAACCUCUCUCCUCUCUCUCGCUCGCUCUCUCCUGCAGGGGGGAAACGGGUCGUCUCCUUCAUCAGAAGGCAGAACAGAACAAUGACCUUCUUCCCCCCUAAAAGGGGAGUAGACGGGGACUCCCCCUCGUGCUGGCCCAGAUGGAAUAAUAAACAGUCAUUUGCACUGUUCACCUACUUUUUAAAGUAACUUGAAGGACAGAUGGACAGAGCUAGAAAUGCCUCUGAUAGGAAAAUAAAAAACGCCUUCACAUUAAUGAAUUAUUCUGGCUGUAAAGGACAGAACAGACUCAGAAUAAGGUAGUGCUUAAAAAAAAGGAAGUCUUUCACUUUAUUUCACCCCUCUACAAAAGGCUCUAUCUUCAAACUUUCAAACGUUUUCUUCCAUUUUUUUUCUAUUUUUCUUUUCUUUUCUUUCCUAAAUUUGAGUUGUUGUAUUUUUUGUUAUUAUUAUUUUGUGGGAGGGGGAGAAAAAAAAUAAGCCUGUAAUUUUUAUGUAUAAUCAGUAUAUUUGUGCUUUUUUUUUGUUUUGUUUUUUAGUAGAUAAAACGGAACCUGUAUCUUUUUUUUCUCCUUUUUUCCCCUGUUUUUUUUUUAAUAUUUAUUUUGACAUA
Molecule: messenger RNA, 3305 nt
Organism: Scomber scombrus (Atlantic mackerel)
Lineage: Eukaryota; Metazoa; Chordata; Actinopteri; Scombriformes; Scombridae
Gene: lin54
Product: lin-54 DREAM MuvB core complex component
Exons: 14
Coding region: 136-2541 (801 amino acids)
Biological process (GO): regulation of DNA-templated transcription
Cellular component (GO): nucleus
Source: RefSeq, a predicted model, not a curated record